Argiope bruennichi is the source of this 1212-nucleotide messenger RNA. Its product is annotated as ionotropic receptor 21a-like. The transcript has a single exon. Bases 1 to 1212 code for a protein of 403 amino acids. Gene Ontology annotation, cellular component: membrane. The record is from RefSeq and is a predicted model, not a curated record. Lineage: Eukaryota; Metazoa; Arthropoda; Arachnida; Araneae; Araneidae. Gene Ontology annotation, molecular function: glutamate-gated receptor activity.
AUGGAAUUCCCAAAAUACCUGAAAGUUGCCGCUGUAAAUGUCUGGCCGUAUUAUAUUUUCAAGGAUCCUAACAACAUCUCAGAUUUCUCAGGAAUUGAAGGAGAAUUACUCAAACUUCUAGCUGAAAGGCUGAAUUUCAAAUAUACGCUUCUCUUGCCAACAGAUGGUCAGCAGUUUGGCUUCAAAGAUUCUUCCGGAACCUGGACAGGUGUCAAAGGAAUGGUCGCGAGGGGCGAAGUGGACUUGACUGUCUCUCAUUUAGGCAUUACCGAAGAAGUAUUUAAAAUAGCAGAGAUGAGUGCACCUUAUUUCGAUGACCACAAGACGUUUGCUUCUGACUUACCACACUCUCUGCCCAAAUACACAGUUCUAAUUCGACCAUUCUCGGCAUAUGUGUGGAUAGCGAUUGUCUUUUGUUUUGCUUUCAUCCCUCUUAUCUUUCAUUAUCUAACAAUUCUCAAACAAAUUAAAUGUAAAGAUAUUGCUGAAAAAGUAGAUGAUGCAAGACCCGCCAAGCACAAUUCGCUAAUUAGAGCGACUGGAAUCUUAGAUGGAUUCUUGUUGAUUUCCAAAACGCUUCUCAUAUUUAUAUAUACAUCUGUUAUUUUAUCUGCCUUCACUGUGGAACGCAAAGGAAAUGUGAUUCGGACAGCUGAGGAACUAGCGCCUCUGUUGGAAUCGAGAACAUACAAGUGCAUGUUGUUAAAAGGGACCGUUAUCCCAAACAUUCUAAUGCGAAGUAAUUUGAAGCAUUUAAGAACCAUCGGGUCUGUGAUAAAAAAUUACCACGAUAUUUACAUUCCUGCAGAAUAUCAAAUAAAACCAUUUGAAGAAAAAAGAGUUGUCAUUGGUUCGAAGCUGCUGUUACAAAUAAUGCACGGUUCGAGUAAAUACAUCUCACAUGACUCUUUGGAUGUUGCCAGCAAAGGUGUGAUAAUGAAGAAAGGUUUCUGUUGCAUGGAUCGCUUCAAUACAGUCCUUCUUCGCAUAGUGAGCGGAGGUUUUUAUGAAAAAUUUAUACGUGAUAUAACCUCUCCGCAAGAAAUAAGAAUUUCCUCAAUAUUGCCCCGCACUAAUACCGUUAUCAAGCUGGAUUUGAAUGAUCUGUCUAGUAUAUUCUUCGUUCUUAUCAUAGGUUAUAUUUCUUCUUUUGCGUUACUUUUAUUAGAAAUUGUGCAUAACCAAUGGCGAAGGAAAAAAGCUCUUAAAUGA